UUCACUUUGUUAUAAAGCAGAAACUAACACACCACUGUAAAGCAAUUAUACCCCAAUAAAGAUGUUAAAAAAAAAUGAGUGGCUGAUGCAAGUGGACGCCAGAAUGAAGCAGGCAGAACGCCGGAUCCUCCUGCUGAUUGACAACUGCUCCGCUCACAACGUGCUUCCACGCUUGGAAAGGAUUCAGGUGGGGUAUCUGCCCUCAAAGUGUACUGCCGUCUUGCAGCCACUGAAUCUUGGCAUAAUUCAUACCACAAAAGUGCUGUAUAGGAGCCACCUGCUAAAACAGAUCCUCCUCAAGCUCAACAGCAGCGAAGAUCAAGAAAAAGUGGACAUCAAGCAGGCCAUUGACAUGAUUGCUGUGGCAUGGUGGUCAGUCAAGCAGUCCACAGUGGUGAAAUGCUGGCAGAAGGCAGGCAUCAUCCCUGUGGAAUUGACAGAUUCUGAAGUAGAUGCAGCAGCCAGUGAACCAGAUAUUGCCAUUGAAAAGUUGCGGCACUCAGUGACGAUUGCCACCUGUGUCCCAAAUGAAGUAAAUUUCUGGGACUUUGUCACUGCAGAUGAUGGUCUCAUCAUGUCUCAGGAGCUGCUGGACACGGUCAUCCAGGACAUGGUGGCCGGUGAAAGUACUGAUGAAGCUGGAAGUGAAGAUGAGGGGGAGGCACCUCUACCACAGCAGCCAAAAGUCACCACCACAGGGCUUCCCUGGUGGCGCAGUGGUUGAGAGUCCGCCUGCCGAUGCAGGGGACGCGGGUUCGUGCCCCGGUCCAGGAAGAUCCCACAU
Aethalodelphis obliquidens (Pacific white-sided dolphin) is the source of this 784-nucleotide messenger RNA. RefSeq names its product tigger transposable element derived 6 (gene TIGD6). Gene Ontology annotation, molecular function: DNA binding. The record is from RefSeq and is a predicted model, not a curated record. Gene Ontology annotation, cellular component: nucleus. NCBI's taxonomy places the organism in Eukaryota, Metazoa, Chordata, Mammalia, Artiodactyla, Delphinidae.